AUGGCCAGGCUGAACGACUUUGCUGCUCCGGCAGAGUCUGUCGAGGCUUUGAAACGGCGAUUCGUACGACAGAACCGCGACAUCGUGCGGGUGAAUUCUAUGCAAUCCCUUCGCAUCCGCAGUUUAGAAUCCGAAGUCUCACAUCUACUGGCCGAAAAUGUUUCCCUGCGCGAACAAAUUAUCAAUCUCACGCAGGAGAACGAACGUUUCGAGUCUGCCAAAAUGCUUCACGAGGAAAUCUUUGAGAUCAAGUCCCGCUUGGAUAAGAAACUGGCUGAGCUGAGUAGCUUGGCUUCGGACCUGGGAAUGUUGCCUCGCAAAGUAGGCAGACAAGGUGGCGACAAGACUGGAACAGAUUCAGGUCGGCCCAGAGCGACCGUGGCGGACUCAAAGCCUCGAACCACGGACUCGGAGUUCAAUGCAGGUCCGGAGGAUGGAAGGCUGCCGGCGAUUGUGGAAGACAAAUAUUAUCCCCGAAGAACACUCGAACAACAAGAAAUUCAGAACCUCGACCACACCGACUCCCGCUUGGAAUCACCUCAGCACGAUCGUCCAGCGCAGGAAGAGUGCGAUCCAGCUUUGGAAAGCCCGAGACCCGAGUUGGAGGAGAUGCCAUCGGAAAGUCGUAUAGACAGCGAUCCCUCACACGAUGAAUCGGCCCUGCCACCGACGCUCGAGACUCGGAAGAAGAAAAAGAAGACCGACUCGGUAACCCCUGCAUAUAAAACAUUGUCCCAGGACGAUCUAUCAACUACAGCGAACCAAUCACGCGAGCCGACGAAAUUAGGAUCAAAGCGUAAAUUCAGUCCAGACGAGGAUGGGUUUUUGUCGGAUCUGGCGCAAGACGAUGACGAGUUCCAGUUUACUCGCCCGAGCGGAAGCCCUCGGACGAAGGCAGAUCCGUUUGAUUUUAUGCGCCAGGACUUCUCACCCAGUAAAACGCCGACGAGCGUGAAACGGGGAACUGCCCAAGCUGGACUUACAAAGCGAAAGGUCCUUGAGCCGAAGAGCGCAAAUACCAAUCUCGGCUCCCCUAAGAAGAUCCGGGCAUCUUUGAAUUCAGACUACAAAGUUCUUCCCAGAGUCGCAGCAGAUGAGAACACACGCUCGCCCCAGAAACCCAAGGAGAUUGAUAUUCAGAGCGGAAGGACUUGGAAUCAGAAACCUCGCGUUGCUCGAAUUGGCGCCGUCACGCAGAAGCCAAAACGUGCUGGCCGGUCUAUUGAAACGGAGGACCAUCUCGAGCCCGACGUGAAAUCUACAUUGCCAAAGGACUCCCCGGUGGCAAAUACAGGGGACCAAGGCUUUGGGAUGUCGGAUAUGAGCGCGACUUCCCGCCCUUCACGGCGUCGCGGAGCCGUGGUAAGCUAUGCAGAGCCUAAUUUGCGAGACAAGAUGCGUCGCCCAUCCAAGAACCUGAUUGAUGCCGUGACUGGGGCUGGUCCUCGCCGCUCCUCGAGUUUCCAACUUUCCCGGGAUAGCCUCGGUAAUGAAGCGAACCCUUCGCAAUCUGACGCCAGCCCCCAUCCAUCUUUGAGCACGACCCGUGUUGCCGAUCUAGUACUCGCAAAUGAGGCUGCCGACCCGUUCGUCCAGGACGACACUUCGGAUCAGUUACUGGCGACAGUAUCUCGGCGAAGGCGAAAGGUAUCGUCAUCAACCAAGGAUCCCGAUGAGCACCCGGGAUCGAUGUCAACCUCGGAUGCUUCAGAUUUGAACGACCUGUCAGUAGCGCUGAGACAGAAGGUGUGUUCCAAGGGGCCUUCUCGGCGGCAUUCUUCGAACCCCAAGAGCACCUCCCACGAGACGUUACGAGGGGAGGCAGAUGUGGCCAGCGAUCUUGACAGCAGCUUUGAGGCGGAUGAUACGGUCUACCGGCGGGAGACUCGGGUCACAGCAAGGAGAAAGAGCAUGAUGGUUUGA
Messenger RNA from Penicillium daleae, 1923 nucleotides. Its product is annotated as shugoshin family protein. Gene Ontology annotation, biological process: meiotic chromosome segregation. NCBI's taxonomy places the organism in Eukaryota, Fungi, Ascomycota, Eurotiomycetes, Eurotiales, Aspergillaceae. Gene Ontology annotation, cellular component: chromosome, centromeric region; nucleus. Bases 1 to 1923 code for a protein of 640 amino acids. The transcript is spliced from 4 exons. The record is from RefSeq and is a predicted model, not a curated record.